Ostrea edulis (European flat oyster) is the source of this 2082-nucleotide messenger RNA. Its product is annotated as arginase, hepatic-like. NCBI's taxonomy places the organism in Eukaryota, Metazoa, Mollusca, Bivalvia, Ostreida, Ostreidae. Bases 622 to 1623 code for a protein of 333 amino acids. Gene Ontology annotation, molecular function: manganese ion binding; arginase activity. The record is from RefSeq and is a predicted model, not a curated record. Gene Ontology annotation, cellular component: cytosol; cytoplasm; nucleus. The transcript has 9 exons.
AAGAGAAAGAAACAAGGUAGAAAAGUUUGAAUUAGAAAACGCGCAUUUUGUUUCUCAAAAAACUUUUUAACUUUUAAUCAAAACAUGUCUUUCUAUUGAUACCUAUAACAAAAAAGCUUUCCAAGAAACGAAAUACAUGUUUACUAAUCUGCUAAUUAUUCCAAAUUUUCCGACUUUGGAUUUUUUUUUUCUUCUACCGCCAAUAAAAAUAAACUGAGUUAUUCAUAAUUUAAAACCGGGACCAGGAACAUGUGAAAAUUUAUUACAAUGGAGAAAGUGUUGAUUUCCUUGUGAUAGCUGUAUUCAAUAGUGUUAGUGUUGCUAAAAUAACUCCUCUCUUACGUAAAUCCAGGCGUAUUUGAGACGAAACGUCGGUCGAAACGUAAACCGUAACCGGUUCCGGCAUUUACACGUUUUCCAGAAUCAAACAUGAAGGUUUGCGAACAAAAGUGGAUGUAACCUAUGCCAGUGCUGAGUUCAACAUCGUAGCGGCUAGCCUAGCUGCUAGGCUAGAUAUCUAGAUAUACGCAGUAGAUGGGAUUCUUGAAACACACGGACCUCAUUGGUCACGAGUGACACACCUCCCUGAAAUCAUAAUAUUCAACAUUUUUGAGAAAGAAAAUGCCGCACUACAGUGACAAAAAAGUUGGAGUAGUAGGAUGCCCCGUGCACCACGGACAGGCCAAACCCGGAACAGAGAAUGGUCCUAACGCUCUCCGAGAGGGAGGACUGAUUAAGAAACUGAUGGGGUUGGGACUGGACGUGCACGACUACGGGGACGUAGGAACCCCCAGUCACGAGGAUGACCACCACUUUGAUCUUCCGGUCAAGAAUCCCAAACAUGUCGCCACAGCCUCGGAAAAUAUUGCUGCUGAUGUGUAUGACGUAAUCAAAUCUGGAAGAGUCUGCCUCGCUUUGGGUGGUGACCACAGCAUGGCCAUCGGCUCCAUUUACGGACAUUCACUGGCGGAGCCAGACCACGUGGUGGUAUGGGUUGAUGCUCACGCAGACAUAAAUACCCCAUUGACGUCAUCUUCCGGAAACAUGCAUGGAAUGCCCUUGUCGUUCUUAGUGAAAGAAUUGCAACCUUACAUUACUAAGCUCCCUGGAUUCGAAUUCAUCACUCCAUGCUUGUCUGCAAAGAAUAUCGCCUACAUUGGACUUCGUGACGUGGACCCCGGAGAAAGAUUUAUCAUCGAGAAGCUUGGAAUCCACUCGUUCUCAAUGUCAGAAGUGGACAGACACGGAAUCAAAGAUGUAGUGGAGAAGGCUCUUCAUUAUCUGGACCCAGAGGGAGUUAAGCCCAUUCAUCUGAGUUUUGACAUCGACGCAUUGGAUCCCUCCUUGGCCCCCAGUACCGGAACUCCCGUCCCAGGGGGCCUCUCCAUCCGAGAAGGAAACUACAUCUGUGAAGAGCUCGCCGCCACUGGUCGAUUAUCAUGCGUGGAUUUGGCGGAAGUUAACCCAAGUCUUGGAAAUGAUCGUGAAAACCAGAUCACAGUCAAUUCUGCGCUUCAAAUCAUGACGCAUUGCUUUGGUGGUCGUCGCCAAGGUGUUUACCCGAAAAAUUACGAAAUUCCUAUCCCGAUCCCUGCAAAUAUCGUGGCCUCACCUCCUUCAUAAGAAAAUUGUGAAGGGGAUCUGGGUGUAAAAUAAGUUAGCAUAAUAUUGGGAAAUGAAUUGUAUGGGUGAUUUAAUGUAUGUGUGUGUGUGGGGAGAUAGAUACUAUUACAGAGAGAGAGAGAGAGAGAGAGAGAGAGAGAGAGAGAGAGAGAGAUUUAGCUUUGUCUUCCAGACUAUUACAUGUAUUUAUACACAAUGUAGAAUGUAUAUAUUACUAGAUGAAAUGUAUUCAUCAACAUUGGACCAACUAUUUUAAUUUCAUAAACAUAUCGCAUAUAAUCAUCAACAUUGUGACCAAUUUCAUUUAACAUCUAUCAUUCUAAUGUUUAACCACUCUCCCGUGGUUGUUAAUUAAUCAUGUUUUGCUUGUUAACGUUUUUUUUUUUUUUUUUACAAAAUUAAAUUAGCGAAAUAUGUGCUAUUGAUUCUUUUAGAUUGUUGAAUAAAAAACUGCAUCUC